AUGAAAGCAGUACUGAGCACGAACUUUUUAUUUUCAGGUGAAGCCAGCAUCAUAUUUGAUCCACCAUCACCACCGAUACAGUAUGUAUUUAAUGUUGGUGAAGUUCGCCUUGCGUGGCAUUAUAAAGUAAGUUUUAUGUUUUGUAUGCAACAUUAGCCUGGUUGCACACGAUUUAGUCGGCGAUUAAAAUUAAUGAAAUCCUGGCGUGUGCAUGCAGUGUCAUUUUUAAGCGAUUUUGGGAAUAUCACAAUAAUUUGAUUUUAAUCUUGUCCGAUUAAAAUCGGCAAACUAAAAUCGUAUAGUGUGCGCCAGGCUUUAGAAAGAUUUGUGAUAUGUACGCAUUGGAUGUCAGCGAAAUUCACCUUUGUACUAUAAAGUGAGUUUUGAGGGCCUAUAAAAGAGUUUAAAUUAUGGGAAGCUAGAGUAUAUUCAUGAUAUUGAUUGUUAAUGUUCAUGCAGCUGUAUUUUAGUACUGUUUGAUACUAGAAGUUUCGUCAUUUGUAUUAUAGACAAGUGGAAUUUCCAGCAUGCCAACUGCGAAACUCUCUGCUGAAAUAAAGGGAAACUACGAACAAAUUUUAAUACUUAUUGGCAAAAGGGCUAUUUAUCCUGAUUCCCCGUACAAAGGUAGACUAACAGGAUGGAGAAAUAUGUCUUUUGCAUUAAUAAUAAUAAAGAAUCUAACUUCUGAUGAUUUUACAAACUACAAAAUAACUGUUGGGGAUACUUCUCUACAACAUGAUGUGGAGUCUGUCAAAUCUCUUCAAACAGGAGGCAAGAUAUUUUUAAUAUAAAAUCAUAGGGCGUUUUCCAAUCAAAUAUACAGACGAGCAGCCCGUUAUAAUUCUUUGUUUGCAAUGACGUAAUUUUGAGAUUUCAGUUGCAUGACGGGCAGGUGUAACAAAAACCGGCUAUUUUAAUGUAUUUUUCGAAUUCAGAGACGGUUUAAGACUCAAAAGAUGAAUUACCGUUCAGUUUUUCUUGCUACAACCAUUCUGAUAGGAGAAAAAUCAUCCACAAUUUGUUUGAUUGCCCAUCAUUUGGAGAAAAGUCACGUGAUUGCGAAUUUGCGACCCGUCCUUAGCCGUAUUGAAAUUUAUUGAAAGUAAAUGUCAUACGAAGCUCGUCUUAGAAAGCUUGGCUGUAAGGCGGGCGUCCACUGUAUAAACAACUUUGCCAAUGUUUACUGUAACAAGUACACUUGUUGAAAACCUAGUAUGCUUUAUUACUUUUGAACUGUAUAGAUGGGUCUGAAAAAUACAAAUAAAACCUCGACGUUUCGAGCGAAGGCUCUUCGUGGGAAAGUUAGUAGACGAAGGGCCUCGCUGGAAACGUCGAAGUAUUACUUGUAUUUUUCGUGUAGUUGAAUCCCUAUGCAUCUACAGUUUUUGUCACUAUACCUACGCUGGCACAGACCGUUACAAUUUGACAAUUUAUUAAUUCUUUCUGCGUAUUUUCACCGUAUGUACACGAAUUAUUUUUUAAUUUGAACAUAGUGAAACCGACAAAGCCAAAAAUAACGUGUGUUGGAGAACAAGGAAUGGUUUUCAAUAUAACAGUAAGAGAAGGUGACGAUCUAGAGUGUUCAUGUUUUUCCGAAGGAUCACCUUCGCCAACUAUUCUGUGGGCGUUACUCAUGGAGGGAAAAGUAAUGGAUCUAUAUUGAAGAAAGAGAAAAUAUCAAGAAAUGAAACAAAUAUAUACACAUGUGUUGCAAACAAUCAGUAUGGAUUUCACAAUCAAUCUGUUCUUGAUGUCAAAGUUCAACGUAAGUUAGGUACUAGGUAGGCACACUUGCAGGCUGAUGUAAGUAGGGGGUACAUACUUGGGUAGUCGGGAUAUAGGUAAGAGUAGAUAUAGGUAAAGGUGGGUGAACUGUAGAUGGGUGUAGGAGUUAAACCACAGGGAAAUACAAGUAAAGCUUCGAUGUUUCGAGCGAAGGUCCUUCAUCGGGAAGUUAGUGACAAGACUAUAGUCCCAAUUGCCACUCAAUCCAUUUACAAUUAAUUUACAGAAUCUUUGCUGUGUUUAAUGCAUGGGCAAAAUAUUACAUUAGUAUAGAAACACAUUUCUGUUUCAAAUGUAAAACGACGUGAAUUACUGUGUCAGUGUGUGAGGUAUCUAUGUAACAUUUAUCUCAUUGCAGACCCACCGAGUCUUUUUCGAGUUACUUCAUCAAGUGAAAGUUCAUAUAUUGGUCAGAUGGUAACAUUCACCUGUACUGGAGAUGGUGAUCCAGUACCAGUGUACUCCUGGAAGACACCAGAUAACCAUACUUCAACUGGUAAUAAUACUUUGGUUGUACUGUUACACAGUUCUCGUCAGUUUGGCAUGUAUACGUGUAUCACAAGUAAUCUACAUGGACACACUACCAGGAAUAUAACACUGAAACAAUUAUGUAAGUAA
Messenger RNA from Paramuricea clavata, 2406 nucleotides. Lineage: Eukaryota; Metazoa; Cnidaria; Anthozoa; Malacalcyonacea; Plexauridae. The record is from the annotation of a GenBank genome assembly.